Messenger RNA from Apis florea (little honeybee), 1654 nucleotides. RefSeq lists its product as uncharacterized. The record is from RefSeq and is a predicted model, not a curated record. Gene Ontology annotation, molecular function: enzyme regulator activity. Gene Ontology annotation, cellular component: respiratory chain complex IV; mitochondrial inner membrane. NCBI's taxonomy places the organism in Eukaryota, Metazoa, Arthropoda, Insecta, Hymenoptera, Apidae. Gene Ontology annotation, biological process: mitochondrial electron transport, cytochrome c to oxygen.
UCCAAAUAAUUAAUUUUAUCCGUUAGAAAAAAAAAUUUAUCCAAAAAAAAUACAAUGUAAAAAUUGUAUCAAUAAUAGUAUGUACGAAAAUAUUUUCUGAUAUAAAGCAGAACAAGAAAAGAAUUCGAGAUAUGUUCUUAUCAAGUUUUCCAACUGAUUUGAGAAAUGUUGCCACAGAAAUGUCACAUAUACAACGAAUUCUUGAAAUAUUCGUAUACGUGAAAAUAUGAUCGAAGGAACAAAAGAGAACGAAUUCACAUGACAAAAGAGUUCGUCAUGUGCGAUUCAAAUACCUGAUAUAACCACCCAUAUACAUUUUCUUACCGGAAAGAUGUAUCAAAACCGUAACCUUGUUCGCGAGAAGCUCGGAUAAAUCGCAAAACAACAAAAAAAAAUAAUAUGGCGAUAAUUUCUCUUUUAUCUAGACUAAAAGUUCUAACAUCCUGCAAUAGAAUAAUCCAAUCUGCAUUAAUCAAACCGAAUACUGAAAUGUUAUUUUUGACAAAAACAAGAAGUUUCAUGAACGAGAAAAGAGACAAUUGGAGCACAGAAUAUCGUUUUCAAGAUAUCAAAAAUUGUCUCGAUAAUAUUUUAAGAUAUGAAUCGAAAGAAAAAUUGCCUAUGAUGAAUGGAGAAAGAAACAGGUACGUGAAUAAUCAUGAGUAUUGUGGUGAUAUGAAGAUGUAUGCCGAAAGAAGAGCUUUCUUGUUCAACAGUGGAUCGUCGAUCUUUUUGCAGUUCCCUUUGGCGCCAAUUUACCAUUCUUGGAAGUUUUCCAACAAAUUUUGUCCUUCAGCAAAAUACCAUAGUUCAUGUAUUCAAAAAUCGAUGUUAAAAUUUUAUUCUUCUAUGAAAAAUCCAUCCUAUGAAAAGUCAUUAUGUAAAGAUUUAUGGAAGACUGAAGAUUUAUGUAAAGCAAAAUUUUAUUCUAAGAAUAUUCGUAAUUAUUCUUCUUCCAAAGAAUCUUCUUGUAAUAAGUCAAAAUUAAAAGAAUGUGAUAAGAUAAAACUUGAAACACUUGCGAAACAAGAAAUUCCUAAAUGCUGUACUAAAGAUCCUUAUGCCUGUAAAAAGCCUGAACAUAUACAAGAAUGUGUCAAACCUAUAACAAAAUGUCUACCAUCCGUUGGUGAUACUCCAUUCAUAUGUACAUCAACUCCUUGUCCAAGUAUAGAAGAUUAUUGUCCUCCUGAAGUGUAUACUCAUGAAGAAAAGAUUUGGCAAAUAUUAACUUGCAUUGGAUUGCUUUCGGUAGUAAUUAUGUCGUGUUACGUUUACAACAAGAGUAAGGAUUGGGAUAAGGAACCAAGACCUGAAUUCCGUGAUGUUCCUUAUUUGCGGCGAAUAGUUAAGCCUUUCCCAUGGGGUGAUGGUAAGCACACUUUGUUUCAUAAUCCUGCUAGAAAUCCAAUAUCUCCACACGGUUACGAAACAGAAGAUCCAAGUAUAAAAAAAAAAAUAAAGAAUCAGAAAAGUAAUACAUAAGACAAGAAAAAUAAAAUUAUUUUUAUCUUUUAUGAAAAUUCGCCAUGGAUAAUUAAUUUAGUAAUUAAUUUAGUAAUAUUAAAUUUAAUUUAGAAUAUGCACAUAUUAUACAUUUAUAUUAAGAAUAUUCAAAUUCUGCGAUUGUAAUGAAUAAAAAAAAUCUUGAAAA